GCUUCAUGUUUCUCGAAGGAGAGCGGAUUAUGAGCGCCUUCGGGCAGCAGCCGUCGCCGCAGCAGCUGAGCCCGGUGGCCAACCCGAGCGCGCAGGACGUGUUGGACAUGGCCGCCUACUGCGACAACCUGAGCGCCUACCACCACCACCAUCACCAUCAACAACAGCAGAGCGCACACCACCCAUCACCCAGAUCUUCUGUGCAUGCUCCGGCCUACGGCCUGGCUGAGUACGCAGCUCCCGGUGCUAACCCGUACCUGUGGCUAAACGGGCCGAGCAUCGGCACCGCUUCCUCUCCGUACCUUCCAGGAGGCGCGAACGGGGCCUCCACUUACAUGCAGCCUGGUUAUGGAGCGAAUCAGCGGCAGUUCCUGGCACCUCCAGCCGGGUUCCACGGGACCGACCUCUCAUGGCUGGCCGUCCCGGGACAACAGGACCUUUUCAAGAUGGUUCGACCCCCAUACUCGUACUCCGCCCUGAUUGCCAUGGCUAUCCAGAACGCACAGGGCAAGAAACUCACACUCAGCCAGAUCUACCAGUAUGUCUCCGAUAACUUCCCGUUUUACAAAAAGAGCAAAGCAGGCUGGCAGAACUCCAUCAGGCACAACCUCUCGCUUAAUGACUGCUUUAAGAAGGUCGCGCGUGACGAAGACGAUCCCGGCAAGGGCAAUUACUGGACUCUGGACCCGAACUGUGAGAAAAUGUUUGACAACGGUAACUUCAGGAGGAAGAGGAAAAGACGAGUGGAUGCGGUGAAAACGGAGGACACGAGCGCGCUCAAACUGGCGGACACGGCGAGCCUGUCGGGGGUCGUACAGCGUUCCCCGAGCCCGAGCGAGCCCAAAUCCUCACCAGAACCCAGCCCGUGUUUUAACACGUUUGUCAGCACCAUGAACUCGGUGAUGGCAGGAAGCGGUGACGGGAUGAGGGCGCGGGACACCGGCGCACUGCUGGCGGAUUUAACGCGUGGUCGGGAGGGUGUGUCGCCCCUGAGCUCCUACUGCCCCGGAGAGACAGCGCCUCCGAGCGACCCGGCCCACAUGAGCCACAGACUGAGCUACUACACCCCCGGCUUCGGCAAUCACUUCAGCGUGAACAGUUUAAUCUACAACCGAGAGGGAACCGAGGUUUAGGCGGGACUUGGAUAGACAGAAUAGGAUCUAACUGCGCUCUGUGAGCGCACACCUCAUCUUUUCACCUUUACUUGUGCUUUGUUUUUUUUUUGUUUUUUUUUUGACACAGUACCAAACCAAUUGCACUGUCAAGUUCUGUAAAUAUGUAUAUACGCAGUAAACUUUUCUAUAUUCCAGUUGAUUUGUCAGGCUUGAUGCUCUUGCAUCUAUCGCAAAGAAAUAAAAAUAAUAAACCGCUUUGCAUGGACAUCACCUGCACGGGUCCUAAGUCUAAAUGUGGAGCUUUUACUCAGCAGGAAGCCAGGAUAAGAAUGUUACUGUGUAUGCAACAUGGUUAUUGAAAAACUAUUUUCGUGUUAUACCCAUGUUUCAGUAAGCAUGCUGCAUCAUGUUCAUGGUCCACACUGUCAAAUUUGUACAAAAUUUUGUUGACUU
Molecule: messenger RNA, 1568 nt
Organism: Ictalurus punctatus (channel catfish)
Lineage: Eukaryota; Metazoa; Chordata; Actinopteri; Siluriformes; Ictaluridae
Gene: foxi1
Product: forkhead box i1
Exons: 2
Coding region: 6-1133 (375 amino acids)
Biological process (GO): cell differentiation; regulation of transcription by RNA polymerase II; anatomical structure morphogenesis
Molecular function (GO): DNA-binding transcription factor activity, RNA polymerase II-specific; RNA polymerase II cis-regulatory region sequence-specific DNA binding
Source: RefSeq, a predicted model, not a curated record